Messenger RNA from Austrofundulus limnaeus, 845 nucleotides. It is a transcript of the gene cunh9orf85, whose product is annotated as chromosome unknown C9orf85 homolog. Lineage: Eukaryota; Metazoa; Chordata; Actinopteri; Cyprinodontiformes; Rivulidae. Bases 81 to 569 code for a protein of 162 amino acids. The record is from RefSeq and is a predicted model, not a curated record. The transcript has 4 exons.
CCGGGUUAGCCUUGUUUCUCACGUUGCUUGCGUGAUUGUUGGAUUUGUACACCUUAAAACGUCUAAAACAUGAAAAUAAGAUGAGUUCUCAGAAAGGAAAUGUAUCCCGAUCACGAGGACAGAAGCAUCAAAAUGCAGUUGCCUUUAAAAACGACAAACACGGAGCUAGUGUUCAAGUGAAAAAAGCUACUUCUAAGGUCCACGAUGGGCUUUGUCAACACUGUAAGGGAGUUCUUGAGUGGAAAGUCAAGUAUAACAAAUACAAAUCUUUAUCACAACCUAAAAAAUGUGUGAAGUGCUCUCAAAAGACAGUAAAAGAUGCGUAUCACAUCAUCUGUAAGCCCUGUUCGCUUCAGCUAGAGCUCUGCAGCAAGUGUGGGAAGAAAGAAGACAUUGUUGUUCCGAUAAAGUCAUGCUUGGACAAGAGAGAGCAAGAGGAGGAAGAGGAAGACAAAAAGGAGCAUAAACGAGAGAAGAAAAGCUUGGAUGAUUUGGACAGUGAUGAUGAAGACUUUGCUGGGUGUGACGAUGAGGAAGAUGACUUUGACAGAGACUCUGGGCCAAAAUAGGCACAGAAAUUUACCACACUUCCAGAUGUCCGUUGUCAACGAUUAGCUUUGUUUUAAACUUUGUUGUCAAAACAGAGAAGGUCAUUUUAUUGAGUCAGUUGAUGGAGCAGAACUUUGAAGAGAAAUAAAGUCCACAUCAGGGCAAAUCAAACAUCAGGAUGUAUUUUUGUUGUUUUUUGUCUUUCAGUCCAUUUCACCGUAUCAUGUCGUUAUGGAUAGUAUACUUUAACUUUAUUACCAUCAUGUUUUAUUUAAAUAAAAAGCAACAAUAGUAAA